This is a messenger RNA of Capronia epimyces CBS 606.96, 1425 nucleotides long. RefSeq lists its product as uncharacterized. Gene Ontology annotation, cellular component: fungal-type cell wall. Gene Ontology annotation, molecular function: acid phosphatase activity. The coding region runs from base 1 to 1425 and encodes 474 amino acids. The record is from RefSeq and is a predicted model, not a curated record. The transcript has 4 exons. NCBI's taxonomy places the organism in Eukaryota, Fungi, Ascomycota, Eurotiomycetes, Chaetothyriales, Herpotrichiellaceae.
AUGGCCCUUCUCAGUGUUCUUGCCGCAGUGCUCCUUACCUCGGGGGUCUUUGCCGCAUCGCGACCUUAUAAUGGCUACCUUGAGAAACAAUUUCCUCAAACCUUUUACGAUUCAUACAACGUUCUCAAGCAUACCGGUGGCAUUGGACCUUACUCGGACCGUGUGGGCUAUGGGAUUGACCCCAACCCGCCUGCGGGAUGUGCUGUCGACCAGGUCAUCAUGCUGAUGCGCCACGGCGAGCGGUAUCCCGAUGCCACUACAGCCGCCGGCAUUAAGGCUGCCCUGGGCAAAGUGUAUGGGGCCGGGAUCUCUAGCUGGCAGGGUGACCUCGCUUUCCUGGACGACUGGACCUCUUACCUCGCCGACCCCGGCCUUCUAGAGCAGGAGACGUUUUCCGGCCCGUACUCAGGCUUAUUGCAUGCAUUUAGGCGCGGCUCCGAGUAUCGUGCUCGAUACGGGCAUUUGUGGAACGGCGAAUCCAUUGUUCCUAUCUUCGCUGGUGGAUACGAACGAGUCGUUGAGACAGCCAGGUAUUUCGGUCAAGGCUUCUUCGGUUACAACUAUUCAACGAACGCCGCCCUCAACAUCAUUUCCGAAAACUAUACCCAGGGCGCGGACAGCUUGACCCCUACCUGUCUUCCCGACACAGGGUUACUUGCGUGUUUCUAUACGACGCGAACCUUUCCUCAAUUCGAGGUUGCUGCGCAGAGAUUCAAUUCUCAGAACCCAGGCCUCAAUCUAAACUCGAGCGAUAUCGUGUCUCUCAUGAGUACCGCCACCUUUGAGCUCCAGGCCAGACCUCACUCGCCGUGGAUCAACGCCUUUACGCUGGAUGAAUGGGUUGCAUUUGGCUAUGUCCAGAGUCUCUCCUACUACUAUUGCUCAGGCCCCGGCGACCACUACCAGGUGGCCGUCGGUCAAGUCUUCGCCAACGCAUCGCUUGCACUCUUUGAAGCCGGACCGGAGCAUCUGAGCAUGUCGUGGAACUUCGCCCACGACGCCUACAUUACACCGGUCCUGGCGGCUCUUGGCCUAGAUGUCCCAUCCUCCCCGUUGCCGAACAACACGAUCCCGUUCCCCAAUCCCUACAACGCCGCCGAUAUGGUGCCUAUGGGCGGUCAUCUUGUGCUUGAGCGACUGACCUGCAAUGCUACCGCCAUGAGCAGUGCCGGCACUUUCGUCCGUGCCGUCAUCAACGAGGCCGUGGUACCCUGGCCCAAAUGCCAAAGCGGGCCAGGCUUUUCAUGCCCGUUCAGCAAUUUCACCGCCAUCGUCAAUGCCGCUCCCAGUUUUGUUGAGACCUGUGAAGUGGCCAAGCGAGGGUUUCCCCAGUACUUGGAUUUCUGGUGGAACUACAACACCACGACCAAGUUGAACUUCCAGAACGGGCCGAUCUCGUAUCAAGAGAAGUACACGCUGGUCUAA